This is a messenger RNA of Exaiptasia diaphana, 836 nucleotides long. Its product is annotated as endoplasmic reticulum resident protein 29. Bases 6 to 773 code for a protein of 255 amino acids. The transcript has 4 exons. Gene Ontology annotation, biological process: protein secretion. Gene Ontology annotation, cellular component: endoplasmic reticulum; endoplasmic reticulum lumen. The record is from RefSeq and is a predicted model, not a curated record. Lineage: Eukaryota; Metazoa; Cnidaria; Anthozoa; Actiniaria; Aiptasiidae.
UAAUAAUGGCGGCGUCGGAGGGGUGUAUAAAACUUGUAUUUGUUGUAUUCAUAUCUUUAACGCAAAUUUCUUUUCAUUGUAUUUAUGGAUCUACCAGAGGAGCUGUUGGGCUUGACAGUCUAACCUUCGAUAAGAUUAUUAAGAACCAUAGAGCUGUUUUAGUGAAGUUUGACAAGCAGUAUGCCUAUGGUGACAAAGAGGAUGUUUUUAAAGAAUUUUGCAAAAAAGCAGCAUCUCAACCUCAAUUACUAGUUGCUGAGGUUGGAAUUUCUGAAUAUGGUGAUAAAGAGAAUAGUGACCUAAAGGAAAGAUUUCAGUUAAAGAAGGAAGACUUCCCAUACUAUAUGCUGUUUCUACAGGAUUCUGUAGAUCCCAUACACUAUAAAGGAGAAAUCAAUGGGAAUGAUUUGAUAGCGUUUGUGUCAAAACAAGCUGGCCUUUGGAUUGGUUUGCCAGGGUGUGUCGAGUUGUUUGACAAUUUUGCAAGAGAUUUUUUCAAAGAGGAGUCUCAACAGUCUGGAGUUAUUAAAGAAGCUGAGGAUGUUUUGAGYACCAUAACAGACCCAAAACAAAAGACAGCAGGGGACUUGUACAUCAAGAUCAUGAAAAAGGUCAAAGAAAAAGGAGUAGAAUUUAUCGACAUUGAGAUCCAACGCGUCAAUAAACUCUUGAAGGACAAAAUAACCGUGAAGAAACGCAAACUAUUUCAAAGUCGUCUAGACAUUUUGACGUCUUUUCAACAUCUGUCGGUGCGCGAAAAAGUAGAAUUAUGAAUUUGUUUUGUUUUGAGGUCCAUGAAUAAUGUAAACAACGUUGCGAUAUAUUAAUCUUCUUCA